AAUGUGUGCGCCGACGCAGAUUUGUGACUGAAGCGGAACCCGGGAAGAAACACUUGAACGUUGGGACAACGUGAUUUGCCAAUGACAGCCGAGUGUGCUGAACACUGAGAAACUACUGAAGUUUUCCACUCAUCGGUAUUCAUCCGAUAUAUUUACACGUGUUGCAGAAAAAAAUGGCCCUGAAUAAGUCUAUGCAUCCUCGAAACCGGUAUAAGGAUAAACCUCCAGACUUUGUCUAUCUGGCCUCUAAAUAUCCUGAAUUCCAGAAGCACGUGCAGACCACACUGACCGGCAGAGUGACGCUCAACUUUAAGGACCCGGAGGCUGUUCGAGCUCUCACAUGCACCCUGCUAAAAGAGGAUUUUGGCCUAACCAUCGAGAUCCCUCUGGAACGGCUCAUCCCCACUGUGCCGCUCCGCCUUAACUACAUUCACUGGGUGGAGGACCUGAUUGGGGGACAGGGGAACCCACGGAGGGGCAUCGACAUCGGUACUGGUGCUUCCUGUAUUUACCCCCUGCUGGGAGCCACAAUGAAUGGCUGGUUCUUCCUCGCCACAGAAGUGGAUGACAUCUGCUUUAAUUAUGCGAAGAAGAACGUUGAGCAAAACCACCUGGCAGAGCUCAUUAAAGUGGUAAAAGUGCCGCAGAAGACUCUGCUGAUGGAUGCGCUAAAGGAAGAGUCCAUUGUCUAUGAUUUCUGCAUGUGCAAUCCUCCUUUUUUUGCCAACCAGUUAGAAGCAAAGGGGGUGAAUUCGAGAAACUCCCGCAGACCUCCGCCCAGCUCCAUCAACACAGGGGGUGUCACUGAGAUCAUGGCAGAGGGUGGAGAGCUGGAGUUUGUGAAAAGGAUCAUCCAUGACAGUCUGCAGCUGAAGAAGAGGCUUAGGUGGUACAGUUGCAUGCUGGGAAAGAAGUGUAGCCUUGCACCUUUGAAAGAUGAGCUGCGGAAACAAGGGGUUUCCAAAGUAACACACACGGAGUUCUGUCAAGGUCGGACCAUGCGCUGGGCCCUGGCUUGGAGUUUCUAUGAUGACGUACCUGUGCCUUCACCCCCCUGUAAGAAGCGUAAGCUGGAGAAGGCCCGUAAGCCCCUCACCUUCACUGUACUGAAGCCCACUGUGGCGGAGCUACAGGCGCAGGCACCCAGCAUCGGCUGCACUGACAUCAGCCCCACAGAGAGUGUGACUGCCUGGCUGGAGAAGAUCCUCACAGACCUCAAGAUACUUCACAAGCGGGUUCCUUGUGGAGAGGCGGAGCUUAGCCUCUUCCUGACAGCAGUGGAGAACACCUGGAUUCACGCACGGCAGAAGAGACGAGAACAGGGACGACAUCUGCGCGAGCUCCCUAGAGCACAACCGGCCUCCGCCAUGGAUACCUCUGCUCCAUCUGUCCCUGACACAGACACUCCAGCACCAGAGGAAACCACAGCAGAGGGCAGCAACGGGAAGGAGACAGACGAGCAGCACAACCCAAAGAAAGGUGCUGACGUCCCAAUGGAAUCCCCCACCGAACCAAAAGAAGCGGAUGUUAGCGGUCCUCAAAACCCAGAGACGGUACAGCACUUUCUCUUCAAGUGCCUGGUGAACGUGAAGGAAGAAGAGAAUGAUGUGGUGGUGGAGAUGCAUUGGGUGGAAGGGCAAAAUAAAGAUCUGAUGAACCAGCUCUGCACUUGUUUGAAGAACUCUCUCUUCCGACAGGUAGCCAAACCCACCUAACACUACAUGGGCUUUGUUAACGUUUCCUUCCCUUUUCUGACACAGAUUCACAGCAGUAAAUGAAACUAAACUCCAAACCAAAUGGACUCUAAAUGAAACAAAACUCCACUAUCAGAUGUUUUAUUAGCCACUGAUCAACGUUGUUUGAACUAAAUUUUAUCACGUUUGUAAUAAAAAUAUUUUAAAUA
This is a messenger RNA of Megalobrama amblycephala (Wuchang bream), 1903 nucleotides long. It is a transcript of the gene mettl16, whose product is annotated as methyltransferase 16, N6-methyladenosin. Gene Ontology annotation, molecular function: 23S rRNA (adenine(1618)-N(6))-methyltransferase activity. Gene Ontology annotation, biological process: rRNA base methylation. The record is from RefSeq and is a predicted model, not a curated record. The transcript is spliced from 10 exons. The coding region runs from base 174 to 1715 and encodes 513 amino acids. NCBI's taxonomy places the organism in Eukaryota, Metazoa, Chordata, Actinopteri, Cypriniformes, Xenocyprididae. Gene Ontology annotation, cellular component: nucleus.